AUGUCACAUGGCAAGUUUCAAGCCUUUGACUAUGGAAGGGUGGGGAAUAUGGCGCACUAUAACCAAACAACGCCCCCAGCCUACGGCCUCAACAACAUGGACAUUCCACUGAAGCUCUAUUGGGGUGGCGACGACUGGCUUGCGUCACCUCACGACGUCAUCAACCUCCUCGAGGAAUUGCCGAAACGGAGUUACAUUCGUGACAGAUACCUGCCCUAUUACAACCAUCUAGACUUUGUGUGGGGUCUAGAUGCCACGAAGGUCAUCUACACAGACAUACUCGACUUCUUCAAAGAAUUCCAAUAA
Dibothriocephalus latus is the source of this 306-nucleotide messenger RNA. Lineage: Eukaryota; Metazoa; Platyhelminthes; Cestoda; Diphyllobothriidea; Diphyllobothriidae. The record is from the annotation of a GenBank genome assembly.